AAAGCUUAGCUUUCUUCUAACUCCUAGAGUUCUUUGGCCAAAAUCAUUUAAAAACUGAUUUACUUCCUCAGAAUAUGACAACACAAUCAUGCCAUUGAAAACUUCACAUCAAUUCUCCAUCCAGAACGAUACAUGCUAACUCAAGUGAAGAAUAGAGAGGAAAAAAAAUCGUUUGUAGUUUCCGUCUUUGCACCAGAGGCGCUCUCGUACGCAGAGAAUGAGGAGAAGAAGAUCACGAUGGGAAGACAGCUGAAGAAAACAAUCAGCAAAAAGAUCCUCCACGCCGCAUAGCGACCGGGCCGCCAGUUGGCGCCAGUUCCACACUAGCUCUCCCGGAUCGAUCCACACUGCAGAGCCGGACUGUUUCGGGCAGGACAGCACCUGAGAGCCUUCGAACGAGCUCCAAUGGCGACCCGAUGAUUCAGGUUUCCAUCCGCCGGGUAUGCGGCACGCGUUGUGAGGGGUCCAAAUGUGGGCAGUUCUUCUUCUGACAGUUAUGGGAAUCCAGGUGGCGUCUGCUUUCCAAAUCGGAGCUUCAGACAACAAGUUUCUUGGGUUUUCAGAUAAGCAAAUUUUGGAUUACCUACUUGAUAAGAGUAGGUAUGAUAAGCGAAUGCGACCCCAAGAUUUUACUGUUGUGAAUGUAACUGUCCUGUUGCUUACCCUCUCCUCACCGGACGAAUCCAGCUUAAAAUACGAAGUGGAGUUCCUGCUGCACCAGAAGUGGUAUGACCCUCGGCUGAAGUUUGAUGACGGGGGGAAUCACCGGUACCUGAACGGGUUGUUGCACACGGAAAAUAUCUGGUUGCCAGAUACCUACUUCAUCAAGCACGGAGAGUUCAAGUAUCCUCUUAUCCCUAUCCACAUAGCUCUCAGGAUCUACCCCAAUGGUUCUGUGAUAUAUUCCAUGAGGAGAAGCAUGGUUCUUAACUGCCAGGGAAAUCUCCACAUUUUUCCUUUCGACAAUCUCAAGUGUCCCUUUGCUUUAGAGAGUGUGUCUCACGAAAAUACGGAAGUGAAGCUUCAGUGGUCAAAAACGGAGCGGAACAUAGAGGGAGCCACCUCUUUGCGACAACAGAACGCCUAUCUCGUUAUGAACGUCACGGGUGAUUGUGAAGAGCAGCACACGUGGCGAGGCGAGUACAGUUGCCUGACAGUGCUGCUGGUGUUCACGCGCGACAAGUCCUUCUACAUCAGCACCGUGUUCGUGCCGGGCGUCGUCCUGGUGACGAGCUCCUUCAUCAGCUUCUGGCUGGACAUCAACGCCGUGCCUGCCCGAGUGAUGAUCGGUGUGACGACCAUGCUCAACUUUUGCACCACGACCAACGGGUUCCGGUCCACACUGCCCGUCGUAUCCAACUUGACGGCCAUGAACUUGUGGGACGGCGUCUGCAUGUUCUUCAUCUACGCCUCCAUGCUGGAAUUCAUCAUCGUCAACUACCUGUACCGGAGGCUGCCCGGAACCAACAGGCCCGUCUCUGCUCCUUCCGUGCCGGAAUCCCUUAAAAACCCGUCCCUAGCCCAGACCAACAGCCGCCGAGUGUUUUCCGACACCAACGUCCAGCAGCCCCCGCAGACCCCGGCCACGACCCCCAACGCAGAUCCAUCCUCGCACCUCAACCACCGACUACAGCAGAGCGACAAGGCUAGGGCCGCGGCCUCGGUGUUCGCCUGGCUCAGGCGUCCUCAGCUGUUUGUCGCUCCGGACACGCGCAACCGCCAGAGGCUAGCCAAACAGAUCGACAACGUCUCCAAGGGGGUCUUCCCGCUGCUGUUCGGCAUCUUCACGGUGGGAUUCGUGCUCACUUUCGCCGUCAUCAAGCCGUCACAGGACGAGAACUUCAAGCUGCUCUGA
This is a messenger RNA of Uloborus diversus, 1855 nucleotides long. Its product is annotated as glutamate-gated chloride channel-like. Gene Ontology annotation, molecular function: chloride channel activity; neurotransmitter receptor activity; transmembrane signaling receptor activity. Gene Ontology annotation, cellular component: synapse; neuron projection; membrane. Gene Ontology annotation, biological process: chloride transmembrane transport; regulation of membrane potential; nervous system process. Lineage: Eukaryota; Metazoa; Arthropoda; Arachnida; Araneae; Uloboridae. The transcript has 9 exons. The record is from RefSeq and is a predicted model, not a curated record. Bases 470 to 1855 code for a protein of 461 amino acids.